Solanum verrucosum is the source of this 728-nucleotide messenger RNA. RefSeq names its product adenylylsulfatase HINT3. The transcript has 7 exons. Gene Ontology annotation, molecular function: adenylylsulfatase activity. NCBI's taxonomy places the organism in Eukaryota, Viridiplantae, Streptophyta, Magnoliopsida, Solanales, Solanaceae. The record is from RefSeq and is a predicted model, not a curated record. Gene Ontology annotation, biological process: purine ribonucleotide metabolic process; sulfur compound metabolic process. Bases 123 to 722 code for a protein of 199 amino acids.
CCCUUGUGGCCUUCCUUUGUUUGUCUUCUUCCUCGAUUUUCCCCCAACUUGAGAGAAAAAUCAAUGACCAUACAGUUCCAUUUCUACCAAAUAUUCUUGUUUUUUCUCUUCAAAUUAAUUUAAUGGAGGCAACUUCAACUGCAACUGCGCUUCGUCGUCUUUCGCUUCUCUCUUCCCAUUUUCGUACUCAUUGCUCGUCUCCUCAAGUGUCGGCAUUCAAUUGCAGCUCCACCGAUGGUGAAAAUCAUGAAAAUGGGUGUGUUUUCUGUAUGAUUGUUCUAGGUGAAGCACCUGCUUUAAAGGUCUAUGAGGAUGAUGUAUGCCUCUGCAUUUUGGAUGCAAACCCAUUGUGUUUUGGGCACUCGCUUGUCAUCCCAAAGUCUCAUUUUACUUCUUUGCAAGAAACUCCGCCAUCAGUUGUUGCUGCCAUGAGUUCAAAAUUGCCCUUGAUUAGCAGUGCAGUCAUGAAAGCCACUGGUUGUGAUUCAUUCAACUUGUUAGUUAACAACGGGGCAGCAGCUGGCCAGGUUAUAUAUCACACCCAUAUUCAUAUAAUUCCUCGUAAAGCAAGCGAUUGCCUCUGGACUUCUGAGAGCUUGAGUAGAUGUCCGCUGAAGUCAGAUGAGGCUCAGAAACUUGCAGAUGGUAUUAGAGAAAACUUGUCAAUUUCGAACAACAUUGAAGAUAGUAAGGGGAAUGGAUCAAGUCUCAUUGUAAACUAGGGACGU